CCGACCCACAGCGAGCACACAUAAGCGCAAUGUUGAACCUGCUACUGGAUUUUCUGAACAGAUCGCCGUCCGAUCCAGUGCGUCUGCCACUCCUGAGCAGCCACAGACCUGUCCUGACGAUACUGGCCACCUACCUGGUCUUCAUAAAAGUGCUGGGUCCCAAAAUCAUGCAAAACCGAAAGCCAUUCGAUCUGCGUGGCGUAAUAAAGGCCUACAACAUUAUGCAGAUCCUUUACAAUAUUUUCAUGUUUAUUUUCGCGGUCCACUUUAUGCUCGGGCCUGGAGACUAUAACUUGAAGUGCAUCAAAAACCUGCCGCCGGAACACGAUUACAAGACCUGGGAACGCUGGCUCACCUACUCGUACUUCUUCAACAAACUUCUGGAUCUGCUGGAGACCGUCUUCUUUGUCCUGCGAAAGAAGGAUCGCCAGAUAUCCUUCCUGCACGUCUUCCACCAUAUGUACAUGCUCUACUUCUCCUUCAUGUACAUGUAUUACUACGGCUACGGGGGCCAUGGCUUCUUCAUGUGCUUUUUCAACGUAAUCGUGCACAUCAUGAUGUACGCCUACUACUACCAGUCCUCCCUCAACAGGGAUUCGGGGACCGAUCUGUGGUGGAAGAAGUACAUCACAAUCGUUCAGCUCGUUCAGUUCGGGAUCAUUUUGGGGCACAGCAUCUACACCCUGAGACAGCCGGACUGUCCCUCAUCUCGCUUUUCAGCCACUUGCGCUGGAAGCAUCUGCGUUGUAUUCAUUAUCUUAUUUGGCAACUUCUACUAUCAAGCCUAUGUCAGGCCCAAAAAGACCGAACAAAAGGUCCUUUAAGUAUCGAAAUGUCUGUGAGUUGUGCCUUUUGAAGAUGUGCCUUUACUUAAGAUCUCUAUAGAGAUUAAACUAUUAAUUUAAGAUUUAAAUAAAGCGCUUUUUGCAGUGCACAAAUAUCGGUA
This is a messenger RNA of Drosophila elegans, 946 nucleotides long. RefSeq names its product elongation of very long chain fatty acids protein F-like. The record is from RefSeq and is a predicted model, not a curated record. Gene Ontology annotation, molecular function: fatty acid elongase activity. Bases 30 to 824 code for a protein of 264 amino acids. Gene Ontology annotation, biological process: fatty acid elongation, saturated fatty acid; sphingolipid biosynthetic process; very long-chain fatty acid biosynthetic process. Lineage: Eukaryota; Metazoa; Arthropoda; Insecta; Diptera; Drosophilidae. Gene Ontology annotation, cellular component: endoplasmic reticulum membrane. The transcript is spliced from 2 exons.